This is a messenger RNA of Colletotrichum siamense, 906 nucleotides long. Its product is annotated as 9,11-endoperoxide prostaglandin H2 reductase. Bases 1 to 906 code for a protein of 301 amino acids. NCBI's taxonomy places the organism in Eukaryota, Fungi, Ascomycota, Sordariomycetes, Glomerellales, Glomerellaceae. Gene Ontology annotation, molecular function: aldose reductase (NADPH) activity. The transcript has a single exon. The record is from RefSeq and is a predicted model, not a curated record. Gene Ontology annotation, cellular component: cytosol.
AUGGCAUCAAACACCGUCGCUCCGAUUCCCCGCUUAAUCUACGGCACGGCCUGGAAGAAGGCUCAGACGGCCCCUCUCGUGGUCUCCGCCCUCUCGGCCGGCUUCCGCGGCCUCGACACGGCGGCGUCCCACCACUACUACGAAGAGGGUGUCGGCGCCGGCCUGCGCACCUGGCUUAACCAGAACCCAAAGAGCAUCUCCCGUUCAUCCCUCUACCUCCAGACCAAGUUCUCUCCGGCCCCGUCUGAGCUUCCCAUUCCGGACCAGGUCCACGAGCAAGUCGCCACCUCAUUCAAGCGCCUGUCUGUUUCCAAGUCUCUUUUCAAGGAGACGGCAGACGCAGCCAAAGAGCCCGCCACGGCGGACGACGAAUUCUACCUAGACUGCGUGCUGCUACACUCGCCAUUCCGAGAACACGAGGACACCCUCCUCGCCUGGCGUGCCCUGGAGUCCUACGUGCCCCAUCGCAUCCGCACCAUCGGCAUAUCCAACGUCGACCUGGACGAGCUGCAGGCCCUCUGCAAAGAUGCCGCCGUCAAGCCCGUCGUCGUCCAGAAUCGCCUGAACCCAAAGGAGGCCUACAACACCCCCGUGCGCGUCUUUUGCCGCGAGCGCGGUAUCAAUUAUCAGUCUUUCUGGACCUUGACGGCGAAUCCAGGUAUUGUCAAGAGUGAACUGGUGGGGGGGAUUGCUGCAGCGGUGGGGGUGAGCAACGAGGUCGCCAUGUACGGACUCGUGCUAGGCUUAGGAGGCGUAAGUGUUCUGGACGGCACAACGAACGAAUCUCGGAUGAAGGGUGACCUGGAGGGCGUGGAGAAGGUGGCGGCUUGGGCUGCGGGCGAGGGAUCAGCACUUUGGGAGCAAAGCUUGGAAGCCUUCAAGCUUGUUCUGGGAGAGACCAAGUGA